GCCUCCGCCCGGCCGGCCGGUCCCGUCGGCUGCCGGUAAACAACGCCGCUCCGGCCCGCCCGCGAGAUCAGCUCCGGGCUUUGGGUUUCGUUGUUGUCGUCUUCGGGGUUGAGAGAGAUUGUCCUUGCCCAGGCAGCCCGCUUCGACCCCCGGUACCGCUCCCCGCGGGCGCUGAGUAAGCGGGGUCUCUGCCUGGCGGGCUCGCUCCCCUCCCUCCGGCUGUCUGGUGCCACGGCGCCGGCAAGCGGCUGUUUUGCUGCUGGCGGCUUCGCACGCCGGGGGAAUAAACCCCGUUCGUGUGCGGGGUGCCAGCGGCUGCACGGCGAGACGAGUGACAGGAAACUCGGAAUAGCAGCUCGAAAAGCGGUUCUGUCCUGCAGGAAAAGCAAAAUGAAGGAACUAGUGUCAAACAGUACAACCAGUAUAUCUCAAGCCAGGAAAGCCGUGGAGCAAUUAAAAAUGGAGGCAUACAUGGAUAGGAUGAAGGUAUCCAAGGCUGCAGCAGAUUUACUGGCAUAUUGUGAUGCUCAUAUUGGAGAAGAUCCCCUUAUUAUUCCAGUGCCUGCAUCUGAAAAUCCCUUUAGGGAGAAGAAACUCUUUUGUACUAUCCUUUGAGUGGGUUUUCAAUUAAAAAUGUCUUCUGCUAAAAUUUGGUAUCAGUGUUGCAUGCUUUUAGUUUUAGCAUUUUUUCCUUCAGAUGUCAAUACUUAGACUAUAAUUACACUAUUUUUAGAAGGUAGUGCAUUUUCUGGUAAAAAAAAUAAAAUUAAAAAAAAUCCUAAAAAAUUCAAUGUAAUCCUUAGCUUUCAGACCAAUGGGCAACUUUAAUUUCAGUUCUUCAUAAAGAUUCUUUUGGUCUUAAUGAAAGCAUUGAGUACAGUAUCAAAUUGUAGAUGUCUUUGCCAGUCAUAGAUUUUUCUGAGACCUAAAUGAGUCAUACCAGUUCUUGAAGCUAUUUUUAACCUUCUUAUUUUCUUUGGAAGGUGAAUUUAAUUCAUUUGCCUUUACAAAUUUCUAUCUAAAAAGAGUAGCGUGACCUUUCCUCAAGUAGCACUAUUUAGGAAAAAAUCCCAGUGAUUUAUGAUGUUUGGAAUGGUCAGUCCUAUACAGUAAGUGGUGUUUAUAAGUGUUUUCUGAAGACUGUAAUAAACUUGACUACAGAAACAAUCUUAGUAAAGCAGCAUUGUAACUACAAGCAAAAUGAAGAUGUAUAGUUACACACCAUCAAUAAAACUGUAGAAAAACCUG
Molecule: messenger RNA, 1248 nt
Organism: Strigops habroptila (Kakapo)
Lineage: Eukaryota; Metazoa; Chordata; Aves; Psittaciformes; Psittacidae
Gene: GNG4
Product: G protein subunit gamma 4
Exons: 3
Coding region: 391-615 (74 amino acids)
Biological process (GO): G protein-coupled receptor signaling pathway
Cellular component (GO): heterotrimeric G-protein complex
Molecular function (GO): G-protein beta-subunit binding
Source: RefSeq, a predicted model, not a curated record